This is a messenger RNA of Aureobasidium uvarum, 831 nucleotides long. Lineage: Eukaryota; Fungi; Ascomycota; Dothideomycetes; Dothideales; Saccotheciaceae. The record is from the annotation of a GenBank genome assembly.
AUGGACUCGAUGCGUAGCCUCAACACAUCGCUGCCUCGCACGUCGCCCCGUCGCAACCAACAACCNCCGGAAGAACUCCUCUCUGCCUUCAAAGCCGCCGCUCUCUCCGUCACAAACCUCUAUAAGAACGCUGCAUCCGAGCAGGCAAGAUCACGCGCUGCCGGCUACCAGGAUGCCUUGGACGAUCUACUGUCUUUUCUCGACAAGGAAAAUCUUGGUCUCGGUGACGGCGAGGGUUGGCGGGUGAGGCAAUGGGCCACCGAACGCUUUGAUGGAGCCCCUUCAGCCNNGGACGCGAAAGCGAUGAUGAAGAGGAAGAGCAGGAAGAGCAACCGCGCAGCUCCAGCCCCGAAGUUGCCAGGAAACCCACCACUACUCCUCAAGCGACAAACGAACAACCACAACCCGAACCCAGCAUUANNCCCAUCAGCCACAAGAACACCAACCACAAGUGACUCGCCCAGACGCUGUCGUCCCUCAAGCNNAGAUGCUUUCACCUUUCGCUCGUCCCUGGCGUANCCCCCUCCACACCACGACCGAGAAGUAGACAUGGAUGCCUCCAACAACCCACCCAUCGACUCUCCCAAUCCAUCAACAUCCAACAAUCCACUCAGACUGGAAGUCCAUUCCAGACGACGAAACAACCACAACCGCUCCAACAACAAUACCAAUACCAACAGAAUCACAUCCAUAAACCUUGGCUCUCUAGGCUCAGGCGCCGGCUCCAAGCGCAAGAACCUGGGAGACUUUUUCGACAUCUCGGGCCUCUCGUUUGGGAACAAUGGCAGAGAUGGAUCUGAUCGAGGAGGAAAGCGAGGGAGACAUGUUUGA